Messenger RNA from Cucurbita moschata (crookneck pumpkin), 2094 nucleotides. RefSeq names its product probable inactive receptor kinase At5g58300. The transcript has 3 exons. Bases 126 to 2009 code for a protein of 627 amino acids. Gene Ontology annotation, biological process: protein phosphorylation. NCBI's taxonomy places the organism in Eukaryota, Viridiplantae, Streptophyta, Magnoliopsida, Cucurbitales, Cucurbitaceae. The record is from RefSeq and is a predicted model, not a curated record. Gene Ontology annotation, molecular function: protein binding; ATP binding; protein kinase activity.
CUCUUACAAGGAGUGUUACGUUCCCCUGUCCAACCGAUGCGGGAUCUCACAAUUCACCCCCCUUGGGCCCCAUCGUCCUAGCAACACACCGACAGCAGCAGUAGCCUUCCUCUGUGAACUCCUCCAUGAGGCAACAAUCCCUUUCUCUAGCAUCAUCUUUACUCAUACUCAUAUACUUCCACUCUAUUGCUGCUGAUCUGAACUCAGACAAGCAAGCUCUUCUCGACUUCAUUUCGACCGUUCGGCACGGUCGAAAACUCAACUGGGAUUCUUCUACCUCAGUCUGCACUACAUGGAUUGGCAUCACUUGCACCUCAGACCGUUCAAACGUGCUCGCUCUUAGGCUGCCUGCCGUUGGUCUAUACGGUCCGAUCCCCGCCAAUACACUCGGAAAGUUACACGCUCUUGGAACUCUGAGUCUUCGAUCUAACAAUCUUUUCGGAAACGUUCCAUCAGAUGUUCUAGCCCUCCCCUCCUUAAAGUUUAUGUAUCUUCAACACAAUAACUUUUCAGGUAAAAUUCCUUCUUCCCUGUCUCCUAGCCUUACCUUCCUGGACCUGUCUUUCAACGAUCUCUCUGGGGACAUCCCGACGUCGAUACGAACCUUAACGCACUUCAUUAGCCUCAACCUUCAAAACAACUCCCUAACUGGAUCCAUUCCUGAUAUUGGUCAGCUAAAGCUUAAGCUAUUGAACUUGAGCUACAACCAUCUUAGUGGUCCUAUUCCUGGUUCUUUGCAAUCAUUUCCUGCUUCAUCCUUUGAAGGGAACUUAAAGCUAUGUGGCUCUCCUCUGAAAACUUGCUCGGUUAAUAUCGCCCCCGUACCGUCGUCGUCUCCUCCCGAGAGGGAAAGGAGCAUAAAUAUCGGAGCGAUCGUUGCCAUUGGAUUAGGUGGUUCUGCAGUGCUGUUCCUCCUUGUGUUGAUGAUUAUUGUCUGUUGUAUGAAGAAAAAAGAUGGUGAAGGUAGUACUGAUGCAAUGAAAGGAGCUCGUAAAAGAACCAAGCAACCGAAGGAGGAUUUCGGAAGCGGGAUACAAGAGGCCGAGAAGAAUAGGCUGGUUUUCUUUGAAGGAUGUUCGUAUAAUUUUGAUCUCGACGACUUGUUAAGAGCCUCGGCCGAGGUGCUCGGAAAAGGUAGUUAUGGGACUACUUACAAGGCAAUCUUGGAGGAAGGAACAACAGUUGUAGUAAAGAGGUUGAAAGAAAUGGUAGCUGGGAAAAAGGAAUUUGAUCAACAAAUGGAGAUUGUUGGGAGGAUAGGCCAGCAUCGAAACGUCGUACCGCUCCGUGCCUAUUACUAUUCGAAAGACGAGAAGCUUUUAGUUUACGAUUAUGCCAUCGUUGGAAGCUUUUCGACAUUACUCCAUGGAACCCGAGAAGGCGGUCGGGUGCCACCGGAUUGGGAAACGAGACUGAAGGUUUCAUUAGGGAGUGCCAAAGGCCUUGCACAUAUUCAUUCAAAGUUCAUCCAUGGAAACAUAAAGUCCUCUAACAUCCUUCUCACACAAGACCUUAAUGGUUGUAUAUCCGAUUUUGGGCUGACUCAUUUGAUGAACUCCGCUGCCGUUCCGUCUAGAAGCAUAGGGUAUCGAGCUCCCGAGGUGAUCGAGACUCGAAAGUUGACUCAAAAGUCUGAUGUUUAUAGCUUUGGAGUUGUUUUGCUUGAGAUGUUGACUAGGAAAGCUCCAGCCCAAUCGCCAGGGCGUGACGAGGUCAUGGACCUUCCUAGAUGGGUGCAAUCUGUGGUUAGAGAGGAAUGGACAUCAGAGGUGUUUGAUGUAGAGCUAAUGAAGUAUGAGAACAUUGAAGAAGAGUUGGUUCAAAUGCUUCAAAUAGCAAUGGCAUGUGUGUCUCGAGUGUCUGAUAUGAGACCAACGAUGGAGGAAGUCGUAAGGAUGAUCGAGGAUAUUCGACCAUCUAGCUCGGGAACUCGACCAUCAUUAGAAGAUAACAAAACCGGAGACGGGAACGGAGACAGGGACAAUGACUCGAAUACUCCGACCUUGUAAUUGCUCUUAUCUCAUUCAUUCUAAUCAUAUGAAUCAAAGUUGUAUCCAUUGUGUAAGGUAAUCAAACCAUGCUGCUAUCGUGUUA